GUUCUAUAAUUUUUUUUAAUUUUUUUUUCGCAGGUAGUACGUGCGAAUUUGUUUUUAAAUUUUUUUUUGAAUUCGCAAUAUAGUAUGUGCGAAUUUCCAUCUCAGGAAUUUCAUGUUCCACUUUAGGAAUUAUGUUUCCUUUUUUUUCCGUCUGAGGGAAACCACCCGCGCAUCGAGGGGCAUGCACGCUUGUCGGAUAGAUGCACACCGAGAAGCAUCGCCGGAGGGAUGGAGGUGGGUCGCUGCCGGUCUGAACUGGUGUCGGAGUCGGGCUACUGGGUCGUCGGCUGCACCGGUCUGCUAUUGCGGCAGUUGGCUGAUCUGCCGUCGGAGACUUGCAGCCGCUGCACUCGCCGGAGUGAAGGUGUCGCCGGAAUUUGAACGAAGCGGAGGAAUGGCUGUUGUAAAACCCGAAGCCGCUGACCCGUCGCUGGCGGAAAGAGCACCGUCUAGGUCGGAUCGUUAUUUGACCCAUCCAAGUUUUUAGAUCUGCAAACUACUCACUUCACCUAUCGGUAUUCUCUACCCGUCGCGCUGUUCGCCCGAAUCUGAGGUUGGAGUGUCGCCUGGUGCCCGUCGCAGAGGACACGAACGGACUAAGGCUUCGCCGCCGGUGCUCAGGGGCUUACGACGGAGCAGUGCGCCGGCGUCCAUGGAGAAUACCUUACCCGCAGCGAUGUUCGGUGAAGCCUUCGUCUGGAGCUCCGGAGCUGAGGGCGGCGCUGUACUCCGGCGUCAAUGACCCCGUCCGGCGAAGUGGCGAGAGUGACCUCGCCAAGAUCCAGUUUCUUCUUCACGGAUUUUUUUUUAAGGAACCCAUAGAGAAGAAAAAUUCCAGAUCGGU
This is a messenger RNA of Cuscuta campestris, 844 nucleotides long. NCBI's taxonomy places the organism in Eukaryota, Viridiplantae, Streptophyta, Magnoliopsida, Solanales, Convolvulaceae. The record is from the annotation of a GenBank genome assembly.